Molecule: messenger RNA, 7715 nt
Organism: Callithrix jacchus (white-tufted-ear marmoset)
Lineage: Eukaryota; Metazoa; Chordata; Mammalia; Primates; Cebidae
Gene: PLEKHA8
Product: pleckstrin homology domain containing A8
Biological process (GO): ceramide transport; intermembrane lipid transfer
Cellular component (GO): cytoplasm; membrane; cytosol
Molecular function (GO): ceramide 1-phosphate binding; ceramide 1-phosphate transfer activity
Source: RefSeq, a predicted model, not a curated record
GAGCGGCGCACCGGGCAUGCGCGAGCGCGUCCUGGGCCCGGCGGGUGGAGGGUUUAGGUAGCGCGGGGUGGCGCCUCCUGCCUCGUUCGCCGCACUUCGGAGGUUUCCUGCAUUCCUCCGGCCCACGUAAGGUCCGGGUCCUGGCCUCAUUGUGAACAGCGUGUCCGGCUUCGCCUCGUCGGCUCACCGGCUGGCUGGGCUUCUCGCGUCUAGGCUGCCGCAGUGACCCCGCCCCCGGGCCGAGGAUGUGAGGCGGGCCGGGCGUCCCCGCACCGGGCCCGGGCGCCGGGAGUGGGCGUCUGGGCCCCGCCGGGCAAUGGCCCUGCUGCCGGUGCUCCUCGCCUCCUGGGUCCUGGGGCAGUGAGGGGGCCGGCGGGCGUGGGCCGAGUGGCCGCGGGCGCCAUGGAGGGGGUGCUGUACAAAUGGACCAACUAUCUGAGCGGUUGGCAGCCUCGAUGGUUCCUUCUCUGUGGGGGAAUAUUGUCCUAUUAUGAUUCUCCUGAAGAUGCCUGGAAAGGUUGCAAAGGGAGCAUCCAAAUGGCAGUGUGUGAAAUUCAAGUUCAUUCUGUAGAUAAUACACGCAUGGACCUGAUAAUCCCUGGGGAACAGUAUUUCUACCUGAAGGCCAGAAGUGUCGCUGAGAGACAGCGGUGGCUGGUAGCCCUGGGAUCAGCCAAGGCUUGCCUGACUGACAGUAGGACCCAGAAGGAGAAAGAGUUUGCUGAAAACACUGAAAACUUGAAAACCAAAAUGUCAGAACUAAGACUCUACUGUGACCUCCUUGUUCAGCAAGUAGAUAAAACAAAAGAAGUGACCACAACUGGCGUGUCCAAUUCUGAGGAGGGAAUUGAUGUGGGAACUUUGCUGAAAUCAACCUGUAAUACAUUUCUGAAGACCUUGGAAGAAUGCAUGCAGAUUGCAAAUGCAGCCUUCACCUCUGAGCUGCUCUACCGCACUCCACCAGGAUCACCACAGCUGGCCAUGCUCAAGUCCAGCAAGAUGAAACAUCCUAUUAUACCAAUUCAUAACUCAUUGGAAAGGCAAAUAGAGUUGAGCAGUUGUGAAAAUGGAUCUUUAAAUAUGGCAAUAAAUGGUGAUGAAGAAAUCCUCAUGAAAAAUAAGAAUUCCUUAUAUUUGAAAUCUGCAGAGAUAGACUGCAGCCUAUCAAGUGAGGAAAAUACAGAUGAUAAUAUAACAGUUCAGGGUGAAAUAAUGAAGGAAGAUGGAGUGGAAAACCUGGAAAACCAUGAUAAUAAUUUGACUCAGUCUGGUUCAGACUCCCCAAGUUGCUCUCAAGAAUCCCUCUGGGAGGAAGGCAAAGAAGUUAUUCCAACUUUCUUUAGUACCAUGAACACAAGCUUUAGUGACAUUGAACUUUUGGAAGACAGUGGCAUUCCCACAGAAGCAUUCUUGGCAUCAUGUUAUGCUGUGGUUCCAGUGUUAGACAAACUUGGCCCUACAGUGUUUGCUCCUGUUAAGAUGGAUCUUGUUGGAAAUAUUAAGAAAGUAAAUCAGAAGUAUAUAACCAACAAAGAAGAGUUUACCACUCUCCAGAAGAUAGUACUGCAUGAAGUGGAGGCCGAUGUAGCCCAGGUUAGGAACUCCGCGACUGAAGCCCUCUUAUGGCUGAAGAGAGGUCUCAAAUUUCUGAAGGGAUUUUUAACAGAAGUGAAAAAUGGGGAAAAGGAUAUCCAGACAGCCCUGAAUAACGCAUAUGGUAAAACAUUGCGGCAACACCAUGGCUGGGUAGUUCGAGGGGUUUUUGCGUUAGCUUUAAGGGCAGCUCCAUCCUAUGAAGAUUUUGUGGCCGCGUUAACCAUAAAGGAAGGUGACCACCAGAAAGAAGCUUUCAGUAUUGGGAUGCAGAGGGACCUCAGCCUUUACCUCCCUGCCAUGGAGAAGCAGCUGGCCAUACUGGACACUUUAUAUGAGGUCCACGGGCUGGAGUCUGAUGAGGUGGUAUGAUGGCUGCUGGGCAGCACCUCCUAACUUCAGGGAAUAAAGUGCUAAAGUGUUGUGUUGCCCUACUUAAUUUCCAGCAACAGCCUCAGCCCUCUCCAACCCCUUCACUUGGGGGAUGGACAGGAAGAGGCAAAACCCAGUGCUUUUAUAUAUAAUUUUUAAAAUGCAUAUGUGUUUUGUGUAUUUAAAGAUCAAGGUGCUAUAUAUUUCAGUUCAGCAGGCCUACUGGAUACCAAAUGAUAAGCUGUUACAGACUUGAACAGCAAGUUAUAAGAGCAGAUUUAACAAAUGAAUUUGCUGUUACUGUGUAUUGUUUUUAGGUUUUAGUUUUAAUGAACCCAAACCCAAGCUGAAAAUCAGCAGGUUUCGUAUUAAGUACUAUAAUUCAUAGCCACGGUUUCAGCCAGCUUAGAAUUAGACUAGACACUUGGAGGUAGUAUAUGCCACUUUGUUGAAGCUGUGUGGAGUUUGCUGUUCCUAGAUGCUCUUCAGUGGACCCUCUUCACUGUAACUCUGUCAGUGAUAAGGGCCUGUAAAGUAAAAAUGUUUAGGGCAUUCACAUGACCAUGAAAUUUUGGGAGGUGAAGAAGACAUGGACAGGAGUCCAAUCCUUUUUGAGAGGCAUGAGACUGCUGCUCUGAGAUUAAUAGUGUGCCCUAACCCCAAGCUGGAGGAGAGAAUAUGGGAGAGGUGGGACAGCUCAUUUGAGAUGACACCUCCCAACUACCUACCAUGUACCAACAUGUUCUCCAUGCAUUAUCUCAAUGGGACAUCACAAGGAAUGAUACUCAAAGGGAUUAUUACCCCACUUCAAAAGCAAAGUUUAGAAGUUGAGGGAUCUGUUCACAGUCACAUAGUUUAUAAGUAGAAGAGCCAGGUAAUUUCCAAGUGUGACCUGGACUGCCUCUGUAUUAAAGUCAUGGAGUGCUUCUUCAAACAGCAGAUUCCCAGACCUUAUUUUGACUUAAAGAACCAGAAUCUAGGUGGUGGGCCAUAGGAAUCUGCAUUUCGAUAAACUUUACACAUGAUUCUUCUGCACACAGUAUUGAAGAGCAACUAGAUUAAAUUCUAGUUUAUAGAAUUCCCAGUUUCCUUCAACUAAAUGAUACAUCCUUUUUUUCAAAGAGGAGGAGGCUGCCAUUUAAAUAAAAUAGCUAAACGGAGAGUGAGAAGUGGAGCAAGUUUACUCAGCAAUAUUCUAAAUUGAGCCAGCAUUGACACCCAACCAGUAGGCCUUGGCAUUGCAUUCAAGGGCUGUGGCUCUGAACCGAUCAGUCUUGGUUUAAUCACCAAAAGUGCAGAGCAGGCAAAAUGCAGCUGUUUAUCAAUCUCAAAAAGCUCUGUGACAGUGUCAUAGUUCAAAGAUGACACUUAAGUAUUUCAUAAAACAAUGUUGCGUGGUCGUUCUUCUGCACAGUGUGAUGCCCCAACCCUGGCCCUGGUCUCAGUAGACCAUGCUGCUUCGAGUGUGCAUAGGAGAGAAGCCAUGGGUACCUUCCCCGUUAGAGGCUACUUCCUUCUAGUAACAGGAAGAGAAGUUGCAGCAUAAGGUAGUUAGCCAGGGUAGCAGGUCCUUUGAGAGGCUUGGUUGAGUUGAGCAUCAUCUCUAGAUGAUGCUGUUCCUACUGCAGAUCUCUAGGAUGGAGAGAAUUCUCUCUUGAGUCAAGAAGUUUAUGUAGGGAGAAGUAUUGGUUUUGCCUUUUGUCUGUCUUUAAACAAAUGAACAUUUAUUUAGCUCAAAUUAAUUAGGCAUUUUGCCCACAUAAAGCCUUCUGGAAAAUACUUAAACUUCAAAAAUCAACAUCACAUGUUUUAAUAAGGCUAGGGAGAAGGGGGAUAUUAAAAUGAUGUUGAUUAUUUAUUUUAUAUUUUGCUAAGGUAUGUGUUUAUUAUUUCCCUACCACCCUCAUGAGCAGUGAGUAUGGAUCUCCUUUUCUAAUUGGUAUUGAAUAUGAUGGCAGGACUCAGGGAUAGUCCCUGCCCUUGACAUAGCCUCCUAAAAGGGAAAAAGAAAAAGCAGCCAAUUUUUGCUUGUACUUUGAAUGAGGAUGUUUUAGGCAUUGUGCCCAUAGAGGGGAUGCUACCAGGUGGUUGUUAGACUUGUGCAGCAUGAUCAUUCUAAACAGCUGCUGGUACUCCCCGUCACCUCAGGUAAACUCUGUGGUCUCUUGGAGAGGUAGCACUCUUAAAAUACCUCAGGUUUGCCACUGAGGCUCCGAAUACACUCAAAGCUGCUCAACAUGGCCAUUUUGCUUUUGUAUAGGUAGUGCCUAGGUGUGCACGACUCAGUUUGCUGGGAACGAGGGGUUUAAUAUUCUCUGGGAUCAUUGAGAACCCAGAUCAGACAGAAAAGCUUGAGUAAGUUACAUUUUCCACUUACCCUUUUUCACAUCUGUAGAAAGAGGGUGAUUUUUCCCCACUGGAACAUAUUAAGUUUGCCUAAGAUAUAUAAAAGUUUGCUUAAGGAACUGAGGAUCUUUAAAUAAAAAUAUCUAGAAAUUGAACCUAAUACUAAACAGUAAAUUUAGCUUAACCUGAACUUUGGCAUAGUCAGAGCUUCCUCCUACAUCUACAGUGUUUGCUUCUCUGUUUUAGUUAAAGUCAUAAUUUGUGCUAAUGUAUAGUCACUUUCCAGGAAGGAGGCAAUGAGAAAAGAUACUUAAAGCUUUCUCUCCAUAGCCCGCCAAGACUGCUGGGACACCUAAGUUUGCUUUCAACAUUACUGUGAGAGGAGGUGAGAAAACUAGUAUUUUGUUGGCAGAGUAAUCACCCUGCUCAAAGCAUUUUCAGGAUUAUUUUUCUAGCAUAACCUUUAGAGAGAACCGGAAGAAAAAGGAAAUUGGUCUACUUGGUAUUAUUAGACAUGAAUAAGAAAUAUUAGGCUAACCCCUUACGAGACAUUUCCACACACACAAUUUCAUCAUGCCUGCACUUCUCCCCACAGUAGAAGCCAGUAUUUACACUUGGUAGGGAUCAGGGUGUAUUUGUUGAAUUAAGCAAAAUAUUUUCAAUGAUGGCAAGUCUCUUGACUUUUGAAAGCAAGUCAGAUUCCUUAUAGUUAAUGCUGGUGAAAAAUGUUAAAUUGGAGAGAUCCCUUUUGGGAGUGAAACCAAAUUAUAACUAAGAAGAGGAGAUGAUUUUCUCACUGGCUCUUGAUGUAGCUCUGAAGGGAGUUCCAGAAGAGGAGCUCUCACAGAAUGUUGAGCCUGUGGGUCCAAGACAUUGACUUUGAAGGGUAGUACUCAUUAGGAUCUCUAAGUAGUGGCUUGAGGCACCUUCUCGUCAUUAUUUGCAUGUCAUUUUGAUUAUUAAACGUCCCCCAAUGUCAUAUUCCAUGAUGAGGAAUUUCAGAACUCCAUAGUCCAGCCUUGUUGCUUUUCUCUCUUCUUUGCUACUGAAAGUUGCCAGUGGUACCGCCAUCAGCAAACCAAAUCUACCCCUGCUUAUGUUUGUUCUGCCCCAUUUCUCAGGAGCAAUUUCUAGCACAUAUGUAGAGCAUCUGGCAUCAACCUAGUCCAGGGCUAGGUGCCCAGACAAUGGGAAUUCAGUUCCCUCCUCCCCAGAUUGCAAGAGCUCCUUAAGAAGGAGCCCAUAUUCCCAUUUGUAGCUGAAAGCAGGUGAAUGACAUGACAUGGGACACGUAAGAAGGAUGAUCUAUUAGGGGAGUGCAGCUGGAAAAAUCUGUACUCUUCUCUUUUUGAUUAUUGCUUUCCAUAUAUAUUAACAAAAAGUUGAUGCUUUCAACUUUAUAUUUUCAGAAAAGUGUUUUCAAUUAGAAAUAUGUGAUAGGGACCAAAUAAGUAAAGUACAUUUUUCUUCACUAAAUUGGAAGUGAGGGAAAGAGCUGAAGUAAGAUUUUUUUUUUUUUUAAGGAAACUUAGUCUGAUUGUGAAAAUUAAACAUACGGAGAUGUAUCAGAUAAGGCAAUAGAGUCAGAGGGUAAUGGGCAAUAGACGAUGAUGCGAGGCAUUGGGGAACAUUCUGGAGGAAAAUUUCAAGUUUUUUUUUCCUACUAAACUACCAUGUCUUACAAGAACUUGGUUAUAUAACGGUGCAUUUCCUAAUCAUUGAUUAAAAUCAGUUGCUCUGACUUUAGUCACAGGUUUUCCGACUAUUCAGCUCUCCCAUCCUCAUGUUUCAUUUCUUUUUUUAAAGAUAAUCUAUCAACCUUUUUUAAAUUUAAAAAUUUUUAGAUGUAAAAUUUAUAAGUAAAAUAUAUUUUCAACCAUUGUUCUGUCAGCUGAGCUAAUGUGUUUGGUCUUAGAGGGCCUGAGUUCAUCUUGUAAGCUCUCUACACAAGCUUCAUGAUGUAUGGUACAUUUGUGUUCCUAUGAAUUGUAUAUAGAAUGUUUUCAUUAGAAAUAGGGUCUACUUCUGUAUGUCCCUUUGUAAUCUGCAGUUGCUUACUCAGGGUUUUCAUAGUAAUUUCAUAAAAACAAUUCACUAGCUGUCUAAUGGUAUUUUAAGACCGUUUAUCUGUAUUACAAGGUCAUUAGGAGUUCUUUCAGCAAUUCCAUAAAUGUACUGUUUACUGGACCGUCCCUGUAAAUGUUCCCAAUUCCCAUCCUGUCUCAGACAGUCAGUAGUCCUGUAUACAGUGACCCUUUGCAUGAUUUCUCACUGCACUGCUGCAUUCAGGCACUCCAGGGCAUGAUUAAACAGUCAUUAACAGUGCCUCUCUGGUACAGUUGAUGCAUGCAUUGAUCUUUCUCCUCUGCUGUUUUAAUAUAGCCUUUAAUUAAAAGGAAAAAAACAUACCACUACUCUGUAAUGCAAAAGGCUUCAAAAUUCUUUGUUUCCCGUAUUAAUCACUCCUGUUCCAGAGUGAAGAAAUGUUUUCAGCUAAUCUAUAUGAAAAUGGAAGAAUAAUAUCCUGCUUAUUCUAAAUAUUUCAUAUAUUUUAAAGUGUGGUCAGUAUUUCCUCCCUGUACCUUACAAACAGAAACCACCCUGGGAUGGCUGAUACCCCUUACAAAGUCGAUCUUACCACACAGACUCCUGUGUAUGCGUGUCUAUUUAUAGGUGUAUGUGGAGUCAGUGUUGAUAGGAAGGAUGCUUUAGAAGUACUUCUGUUGUUUCCCAGAAGGCUAUGAGCCAAUUCCAUGGCAUGUUUAAUGUAUGAUUCCCAUGUAUCAUGCGAAUUUCACUAGAAUGUCAUUAAACAGCCCAACUACCUCAUGUGAAAUCGGCUGUGGACAAUCUAUGUCAGAUGAGAAAUGUGUUCAGAUAAAUUUAAUCUGGCUAAUAGAUUUAACAAAUUAAUGUCUACAUAAAGAAGAAAUAUGAUAGACCAGAUGCCAAAGGCUAAAAUGUACAUAGAUUUCCUUGGAUUAAUUUUUUUAGUCACUGUUUAAUUCCACUCCUCGUAUUCUUAUGAAUGUGGUUUCAUAGAUUUAUGCACUUUGAAUAUCUGUCUCAUGCAGUCUUAACCUUACUUGUUCUUGUCCCUCAGCAUUCUGAAUGAGCAUCAUAAUCAGAGUAGAAAGCAAGUUAAACUACAAAAGUGUCAAGUGGCUUGUUAACUUCUUAAUUUAAUGGACCUUUACUUAGAAUAGAAUAUGUUGGAGCCUUUUAGGACCAACUGAUGAAUGACAGUUUCAUGUUGAGGUUUGUAUUGUUUCUCUGUCCAAGUCCUUAUUCUAUAUCUUGUGGGGAAGGGGGGCAGGGAAGGGUUUUACUUUUUUUGCAAAAAUGUUUAAAAAUACCUGUCAGAUUUUAUAUUCGUUAGUUAUAAUAAACUUAUUUUUAAAGUA